AUGACCUACUAUCUCCUACAGGAUAACCUCCUGUGGGACAACCUCUUCCUGGACAACCUCCCAUGGUACGACAUUGAUCUCACUCAGGCAGAACUUAGGACACAGCAACAUCGGUGGCGGCAUGACCGGGGAACGGGAAGCCUGAACCCGGCGACAGCCCGGAGUCAGGCGCAGAGCGCACGAUCGGGAAACCCCAAAGAGGCAACGGAUGGAAGCGCGCUUCCGCGAACCCAGUGGCACAAGCCGUGUGUGGAUGACCACAAAGGCAUCAUCAUCGACGACACCUCGCUCGCGGAGCACGCAAUAACGAGCACUGAGACCCCCAUGUCUUACCAAGACAUCCAUUCCACGCCUCCGAGACCCUAG
Molecule: messenger RNA, 366 nt
Organism: Diaporthe citri
Lineage: Eukaryota; Fungi; Ascomycota; Sordariomycetes; Diaporthales; Diaporthaceae
Exons: 4
Coding region: 1-366 (121 amino acids)
Source: RefSeq, a predicted model, not a curated record